Penicillium bovifimosum is the source of this 876-nucleotide messenger RNA. Its product is annotated as Ac45/VOA1 transmembrane domain-containing protein. Gene Ontology annotation, biological process: (1->6)-beta-D-glucan biosynthetic process; fungal-type cell wall biogenesis. NCBI's taxonomy places the organism in Eukaryota, Fungi, Ascomycota, Eurotiomycetes, Eurotiales, Aspergillaceae. Gene Ontology annotation, cellular component: endoplasmic reticulum membrane. The transcript has 5 exons. The record is from RefSeq and is a predicted model, not a curated record. The coding region runs from base 1 to 876 and encodes 291 amino acids.
AUGCAUUUCAGCAAAUUUGGGCUAUUGGCCCUUGGAGCAGCUGCCGCAAAUGCUUUCAGAGACACUUCGCCGUUCUUCCUAGCCUCAACUUCAGAGGUCUUGACGAACUCCGCCUACAUCCAGACAGGAGCGAAGCUCCUCGAAAACCUUUCCUCAUCCCUCAGCACCUGUCCGUCCGAUUAUUAUGUCGUCGUUUAUCAACCCGGUGUCCACAGCUCCGACUUCGCGACGCGCAAGUCGGCACCCCGCUUGGGUGCGAAGAUGCUCGGGAAAGACAGGACCAUCCGAUCUAAGAUGAGCGUCAACGAAGUCACUGGUCUGGUAGAACCCAAGGAGUUUAAGAACCUCUUGGUGGAGAAGUGCAAGGCCCAAAUCACCGCCGUUAAUGCUUCUUCUGGAUCCUACCCCUCAUACUUCGAAUCUGGCCCUCGGAUCAUCGACAUGGAGUUCCCCAUGCUGUCGCUGGGCUCAGACCGCGCACAGCAGCUUUCUGGAUUCGAUGGCUUCCUGGCCGAUGUCGUUGAUCGCAUCCCAUCUUCCUCAACGUAUACCAUCAUCUAUAUCACCUCGCCGAGAGAGUUCCCCGAGACGGACUCCGUUAUCUAUGAAGCCGGAGAUUCAUACCCAGACACGGCCCACAUGGAGCUGAAGCGGGACUACUCCGCACACGGUAGCGCUUCGAGCUCAUUGAAGCAGGACACUUCACUGUUCAAUGAUUAUCAAUUCUUCACUCCAGGCAUCUUCAUGGGCCUAAUGGCUACCUUCCUGUUCCUGGCAAUCUUGUACAUUGGCAUCAACGCCCUGAGCAGCCUUGAGACUCCUUAUGCUGCGUUUGAGAGGGAUACCUCUGCUGCUGUGCAAAAGAAGGCACAGUAA